UAAGAACUGUUAGGAGGGUAAUACGGUCUUUAUAUCAUAGUAUACGUUUACAAAUCUUUGAUUCAGAAAUCCUCAGCCAUGUUUUUGACUUUGGAAGCGACAAAAACAUGAAGAUACUUGUAACUGGCGGAUCGGGCUAUCUCGGAGGAAGGCUGUGUCACGCUCUGGUGAGCCGUGGUCACGCCGUCCGUGCCCUGGUCCGGCGCACCAGCGACCUGUCUGGGCUUCCUUCACCCCUCAAUGGCGCCUCUGUGGAACUUGCAUACGGUGACGUCACCGACUACCCAUCCCUUCUAGAUGCCUGCUCCGACUGCGACGUCAUCUUCCACGCCGCUGCCCUCGUCGAACCCUGGCUUCCCGAUUCUUCUAGAUUCUUCUCUGUCAACGUUGGUGGUCUGAAUAACCUGUUGCAAGCAGCUAAGGAGACAAAGACAAUAAAAAAGAUCAUAUAUACGUCGUCGUUCUUCGCUCUUGGUCCUACCGAUGGAUAUAUUGCCGAUGGGAAUCAAACACACCCUGAAAAGUUCUUCUGCACGGAGUACGAGAAAUCAAAGGCGGCCGCCGAUAAGAUUGCUUUGCAAGCUAUAGCUGAGGGUAUGCCAAUUGUUCCGGUUUAUCCUGGUGUAAUUUAUGGCCCUGGCAAGCUUACCACGGGCAAUGUUGUUGCUCAAUUACUAAUUGAACGGUUUAAUUGGCGUUUACCUGGUUACAUAGGCCGUGGAAAUGACAGAUUUUCUUUUAGUCAUGUUGAUGAUGUAGUAGAGGGUCAUAUUGCAGCAAUGGGAAAGGGUCGACCUGGGGAAAGAUAUUUACUCACUGGAGAUAAUGCAUCAUUCAGGCAUGUUUUUGAUAUAGCUGCUAUUGUAACUGGAACUUCUAGGCCUAAAUUCAACAUCCCUCUAGGAGUUAUUGAAGCUUAUGGGUGGAUUUCUGUCCUGUUUGCUCGAAUUACAGGAAAGCUUCCUCUCAUUAGUCCCCCGACCGUGCAAGUUUUAAGACAUCAGUGGGCAUAUACUUGUGACAAGGCCAAAAUGGAGUUGGAUUACAGACCUAGAAGCUUGAAAGAUGGGCUUGAAGAAAUGCUCCCCUGGUUGAAGAGCUUGGGCGUGAUAAAAUACUAAAAACUAUUAACAACAUAUACUAAACUUGAUCCGACUCAUUAGGCCAAAAAAAGUAUGUAAUAAAAUGCUGAGAGGAACCUAUUUUUUGAUGCUGUUUCGUGCUGUCUGCAAUUCUUGUUUGGAGCAAUUAAGAAACUAGUUUGGUUCUGUGUUAA
Molecule: messenger RNA, 1276 nt
Organism: Durio zibethinus
Lineage: Eukaryota; Viridiplantae; Streptophyta; Magnoliopsida; Malvales; Malvaceae
Gene: FLDH
Product: NAD(P)-binding Rossmann-fold superfamily protein
Cellular component (GO): cytoplasm
Molecular function (GO): aldehyde dehydrogenase (NAD+) activity
Source: RefSeq, a predicted model, not a curated record